AUGACCGUUAAUAGUCAUUUUCGUUUCGCGCCCUUGAACACCUUCGCCAAAUUCAAAAUGUCAAAAAAAUGCUCGCCAUGCUGGGAUAUUGUGGCACGUGAAUUCGUCGGGGGAAAAAAAUACAGUGUCGUGAAAUAG
Sclerotinia sclerotiorum 1980 UF-70 is the source of this 138-nucleotide messenger RNA. RefSeq lists its product with no specific name. The transcript has 2 exons. The coding region runs from base 1 to 138 and encodes 45 amino acids. NCBI's taxonomy places the organism in Eukaryota, Fungi, Ascomycota, Leotiomycetes, Helotiales, Sclerotiniaceae. The record is from RefSeq and is a predicted model, not a curated record.